AUGGGGCUAGGCGUGUUAGAGGAUACUGUACUUGCCCAUGUUCCUGGCACCUCCGAUCUCCUUGACACGGAACACUCUAAUGAGCAAGCCAUUGUCGAAUCUAGCCUGAAAUACGACCGCUCGGGCACGCUCCCUAUUCUUUUGGUCCCUCAACCGAGCGAUGACCCCAAUGAUCCCUUAAACUGGCCACUAUGGAAGCGCGACAUUACACUUCUGGCCCUUUCCUUCGUUGCAGUUCUUUGUGCAACCACGAGCUCUCUUAUGGCUGCUAACACUGUGACUAUUGCUCUUCGCUAUAGAAAAAGUUUCACUUCUGUUGCACUUCUCACCGGCUAUCACCUCUGCGGUGUAGGUGUCGCCGGUAUCUUGAUCGUCCCAACAGCGCGGGUAUGGGGUAAGCGACAUUUGUUUCUUCUGGGGCACAUUUUAAUGGUGGUGAGCUGUGGCUGGGCAGGUGGAAGCGCCAACAAUUAUGCAAGUCUGCUAUGGGCUCGCAUCUUUCAAGGGGUUGCUCUAGCGCCCUUUGAGGCAUUGGUCAACGCUUGUGUUGGUGACCUAUACUAUGUCCACGAACGCGGAAAAAGGAUGGCUCUAUCUAACGUUGCUCUCUUCGGGGCGGCCUUCCUCACACCAGUUUUAGCCGGUAAAAUUACUCAUUCCCUUGGGUGGGAAUGGACAUUCUACUUACUGGCUAUCUUUGCUGCGGCGUCAUUGCCUCUGACUUUCUUCUUGGUUCCUGAGACAGCUUUCAGGCGUUCAGCUUAUUUGAACAAUGACUUCGGGCAGUCUGCAGACCAAACAAACGAGAAUAGGAUACACUCACAAUCACAACCUAAUAAGUUUCCAGAAUCCGAAGCUGGCCGCAUAUCCGGGGAGAAACAGAGUCCUAGUGAGUCGCAAGCUAGACAACAAGAGCGAGACACCCAUCUCAACACGGUGGUACCUGCGAAAGUGUCAUACACUCAAACCUUGAAGCCCUUCAAUGGCCGCAAGACGGACGAGGGCUUCUUGAAGCUUCUUUUCAGACCAUUUCCCCUUUUUUUUCACCCUGCAAUUCUCUGGGCCUGCUUAAUCCAAGGGGUAGUUAUCGGAUGGACAGUGUUCAUUGGUGUUGUACUGGCUGCCAUCUUCUUAGGGCCUCCCUUGUGGUUCAACGAAGUUCAAACCGGGUACUUAUAUACAGGGGCUUUUAUCGGCUCAAUUUUAGGCCUGAUACUCUCGGGCCUGCUCUCCGACUCCAUGAACAAGAUUAUGAUUAAGCUUAACAAAGGAAGAUAUGAGCCCGAAUUCCGUAUCCUCCUUGUUAUCUUUCAAUUGAUAUUCAGCGGGGCUGGGCUCUACGGGUUCGGUAUAGUGGCCCAAGACGUAGGGAAGUACGGUUGGCUUGUGGUCGACGUGUUCUUCACUCUAGUCAUUAUAGGGAUGGUCAUGGGUGCUGUUGCCAGUGCGUUAUAUAUUGUCGAUGCACACCGUCAAAUUGUGAUAGAAUCGUUCACAUGCAUGUUGAUAUUCAAGAACAUAUUCAGUUUUAUACUGACAUUUUUCGCUUAUGACUGGAUAGUCUCAAACGGUGUUAAGCCAGCGUUCAUGGCCAUAUCUAGUAUUCAGGUGGGAAUUUGCGCCUUGAGCAUCCCUAUGUAUAUCCUCGGCAAGCGAAACCGCUCCUUCUUUACGCGUCAUGACCUCCUGAAGAUUCUACACCUAUGGUGA
Molecule: messenger RNA, 1710 nt
Organism: Aspergillus alliaceus
Lineage: Eukaryota; Fungi; Ascomycota; Eurotiomycetes; Eurotiales; Aspergillaceae
Product: putative MFS transporter
Exons: 7
Coding region: 1-1710 (569 amino acids)
Biological process (GO): transmembrane transport
Molecular function (GO): transmembrane transporter activity
Source: RefSeq, a predicted model, not a curated record